Molecule: messenger RNA, 6973 nt
Organism: Gadus chalcogrammus (walleye pollock)
Lineage: Eukaryota; Metazoa; Chordata; Actinopteri; Gadiformes; Gadidae
Product: rootletin
Exons: 19
Coding region: 627-5402 (1591 amino acids)
Biological process (GO): metaphase chromosome alignment; regulation of G2/M transition of mitotic cell cycle; mitotic cell cycle
Cellular component (GO): nucleus; chromosome, centromeric region; spindle pole
Molecular function (GO): microtubule binding; dynein complex binding
Source: RefSeq, a predicted model, not a curated record
UCCAUCUGACGUCACGGCUCCGGUCCCGCCCCCUGCUCUUCUGUUGGCGCGUCAUGAUGCCGCACGAGACUCUCAGCUCCUGGCAGCAGGCGAGGAGGAGACUGACAGAUCCUCAGCUCUGGUCGUUAAAAAAGUAGUUUAUUGUGAUUUUAUAAAGUGAGUCAAAAGUGACUCGUCUAUUAACGAUACGAUAUCAAAAUUCCACGUGUCACUUGGUCAGCUGUCGUUAAAGUCCCGCCGGUCGUUGAUCUCAUUCACAAGUCGGUCCAGUGAGUGACUACGGACACGGGGAAAGGCCAUCGCUCUGUUUCAACAGCUGGCUCGCCUUCUGCUCCCUCUGAACAUGUUGGCCUGGAACUGAACAGGCCACACCCUCUUCAAAAUUUCCUCAAUGCCUGUGGGGCUACCACCUCACAACCCAUCCACUCUUGCAUCCAUCGGUUCUGCUUUGCAAUAAAGGGGCAUUGGGAGUCCCGGAUGCAGGGACUGGUUGAGCAGAGAAUCUCUUAAAGCGACUGCCGAAUUGUGCCAGAGCUCAGUCCAGGAGAGGUCAGAGGGUCGCUCUUAAUCCAGCCAGCCAGCCAGCCGCCGGGGCUGGUGAGCAGACGGGCCCUGGUCAGCGAGCAAUGAGCUGGGCCGAGGAGGACUGGACGGUGGGGCUGUCAGGCCGCGUCCUGCUCAAGGUGAAGGAGCUGCAGGUUCAGCAGGACCGACUCUCCAGGGAGAAUAAGCAGAGGCAGCUGCAGCUCGACAACUCCCAGGAUGCACUCAACAAGCAGAAGAUCAAGCAUGAGGAGGUGCGCCGGGAGCUCCAGAUCCUGCAGAGAGAGCUCAAGGGGGUGCAGGAGGAUGCGCAGGCCCAGACCGGCAGCGCCCAGCGCCUGUCCCUGGAGCUACAGACCAGGCAGACCCUGGUGUGCUCCCUGGAGGGCCAGCUGGACGCCGCACGCACCCUCACCCAGAACCUGACGCUGGAGGUCAAAAGACUGGAGGCGGAACUGGAGAAGCUGCAGACCAGCCAGGAGGCCGGCCUCUACUCCACCCCCUGCUGGAACACAACCUCACCCUGGGUAGACAAUGCAGGGAAGCAGAAGGAGGAGAGGACGGGCCAGAGAGGGGAUGGGGACAGCCGGAGUGUCAGACAGCAGCUGCAGUACUCCGACACGCCCACGGGCUCGUUGCCACGGCAAGGCGGCAGGACCCCGCAACGCCACUCCUCCGACCAAUCAGAGAUCUUCUCCACUCCCAUGGCGGUGUUUCCCUGGGAGCGGGACGACUCAAAGCCCCCCAGCCGGGGUCGCGGCCGGACCCCGACUCCCCAGGCGCCCCCCGCUGACCCCCGGGGCGGCAGCCAGCCGCAGCCGAGGGACCGCGGGAGGACCGAGGACGUCAGCAAAGAGGCCGAUGCGUGUGCGUCUGAGCUGCGAGGCCGCAUCGGCGCCCUGGAGGCGGAGCUCCGCGCGGAGACCAACCGGGUGAAGGCCAGCCAGGAGCAGCUGGGGCGGAGCCAGAAGGAGCUGGCCGCCGCAGAGACCAGCCUUCAGAAGAGCCGCGACCAGAUCAGCCAGGCACAGACACGCACGCUUCAGGAGACCGACCGGGCGUCGGUGGCGGAGCUGAAGGUGAAGAAGCUGCAGGAGGAGCUGAAGUGCCAGGGUCAGAACGCGGAGAGCAGCCGCCUGCAGCACCAGCAGCGCACCAAAGAGCUGGAGAAGCAGCACCAGAUGGACGUAUCCGAGCUCCAGAAGGAGAGGCAGCGCCUGGAGAAGCAGCAGCAGCAGGAGGUGACCAAACUGAACCAGGAGCUGCAGCAGGCCAGAGUCCUGCACAACACCCUGCAGGCCCAGGCCGAGAAGUUGUCCCUCCAGAAGCAGACGUUGGAACGAGAGGUGGAGGCGCUGAAAGCCAAGCUUAAAUGGACCGAGGGACAGCUGCAGGAGAGCGAGAAGAAGGAGGCUCAGACACAAGCCAAGCUGACGGAGGCGCUGCGGGAGGCGCAGGGUGUGGCGGCCAGCCUGGAACAAAGCACCAGGAGAGGGAAGUCCCUGGAGGAGGAGGGGAGGAGAGCGACACAGGAGCGGGACGACGCCCUGCUGCUCCUCAAGGAGCUGAGGGAGCAAAACGCUGCCCUGGCUCUCCAUGCGGCCCCCAUCCAACCCUGCUCCCUGGGUCAUAGCUUCUCCCCCCCAGAGCCCCGGCCCUCGGGCCCCGGCAGGAAGCCCCCCGGAGAGCAGCGCCCCGGGCAGGGCAGAGGGCAGAGGGCGGCCCCCAAGUACCCCAUGGACAGAGAACCCGGGGAAGGCCUCGACGCGGAGCACAUGACCGCCAGGGGCCCGUCCACGGACUCUGAGAGCCCGCAGGGGAGCCGACCCGAGGGCGACGACGUGAUUCGCGGCAACCGCCCUGGGUCGCCGAAGAUCCACGCCGCGGACCCACCGCACGCUUCGCUCCCUCCACAGUCGGAGACCGCUGUGGAGGCCGGCGUCCCGCCCAAAGAACCGGGGGCGGACGCGGUCGCCCUCCGCAAGGAGAACGCGGCGCUAGCCUCGGACCUGCGGGACGCGCGGGAGGAGCUCCAGCGGCGCCUGGAGGACCUGGAGACCCAGAGGCGGGCGGAGGCGGAGGCCCGGACCCGGCUGAAGCAGCUCAGCAAGAAGCGCACGGGCCGCGAGGCGGAGCUGGAGGAGCAGGAGCGGGAGACCAAAGGGGAGCUGGAGCGGGAGCGCUCGGAGACGGAGCGGCUCCGGAAGGCCCUGGCCACCCUGCAGGCCCAGCUGAGUAGUGAGGAGAGAGAGGAGGUGGAGGAGGAGGCGCGGGGGGACCCGGGGAGAGAGGACAGGGAGCAGGAGCUGGUGGAGCUGAACAUCCAGAUGAAAGCCCAGCUGUCGGAGGCCCGGGCCCAGCUGGCCCUGGAGCGGGAGGAGCGGCAGCGGGAGGAAGAGGAGAGGGCAAAGGCUGUUGUGAGCGCUGUGGACGCGGAGGAGAAGGUCGGGCUGAGCGGCCGGCUGGCCGAGCUGGAGGCAGAGCUGGAGGAGCUGAAGCGGCGUGGGGAGAAGGACGCGCAGCGCGCCGAGGCCGACGGCCCGCUGACAUACCUGACGCUGCGCCGCGACGACAAGCUCAACGCCAACAUCGCCGCCCUCUGCCCGGGCCUCGACGACAACGAGAGCCUGCUGCCCUCGCCAGAACUCAACCGGCUCUUCUGCCUCACCGCCAACCAGCUCAACGCCGCCGCCUCGCAGGCCACCGCCCAGCUCAUCCUGAAGGGAGACCAGGUCGCCGAGCUCCUCCCACUCCCGCUGCUCUCAGGCGACGGGGCCAGCCCGAUGGAGGGGACCAGCCCGGAGCUGGAGGACUCCACCCCAGAGGAGCUCAGCUCAGCCUCGGACUGCCCUGAGACCCCCAGCCCCCCCGACCUGGCCAGGGAGGUGGCCCGCCUGCAGGAGGAGAAGACGGGGAUGGCCCGGCGUGCCGGGCAGUGCCAGGCUAGACUACAGGCCCUGCAGGCCCAGGUGACCCGUCAGACCCAGCAGCUGACCAUGGCCUUUGAGCUGCAGAGCCAGCACAUCAGAGGCCUUCUGGUGGAGCUGCAGGAGAAGGAGGGCGCCCUCCUCAGGCAGGGAGGGGAGCUGCAGGGCUGCAGGCAGGAGCUGGCUCAGCUCACAGCCCAGACGGCUCCGAUGGAGGGGGACCCAGCCCCGGCCCUGACCCCGGCCCCGGCCCUGACCCCGGGCCCGGGCCCCAGCGGCCCAGGUCCUGAGCUUCCGACUGCAGCCUCUCCAUCAGAACCCUCCUCCAGAGACACAGUCAAGCACAUAGCCGGUGGCGACAAACACCAGGCAUCUGAACGAAGCUCUGACAGCGAAGCAGGAGCCCCGUCGCCAGGGGCCCCCAAGGGGAUCCACGCCCCCACCGCCGACCCCCUGCCUCCUGCGCAGCCAGCGCGCAUCUGCAGCGAUCCAGGCAGAGAGGGGGGAGGGGGCAAGGCUGCACAGACGCCCACCCCCCGGUCGGAGACCCUGCCGGGCAGCGGUGAGUCAGGGGAGGAGGGCCCCCCCGCCUCAGACGCCAGGGGCCAAGACUCCGACCCAGUCCCGAAGACGGACCCCUGCAGAGCCGUAUCCCGGACCCCCGGAGGGGAGCGGGAACGCCAGGGGGCGGGGUCACUUGGCAGCAGCGAGAGAUCACAGGAAUUGACGGGCAGCAGGGAUGACGGGGUGGACAGGGAAGACACCAGGAAGGAGGAGAAGGCACAAGACCCUCUGGUGAAAGUCAGCCGCUUGGAGAAGCAGGUGGUGGCGCUGCAGGCCGAGCUCAGGACUGUGUCUGAGGAGAAGGAGAAGCAGGCUGAGGAGCUGGUUCUGUGGAGACUGGCCUCCCCCCCCACCGCAGCCUCCAGGUCCCAGGAGCCCAGCCCGGGCCUCAAGGACCCCCCUCCGCCUCUAAACGGCCCUCUGAGGCGGCCGGAGAGCUCCCAGCCUCCCAGAGGAGCCCUGGAGGUGAUGGCUCCGGCUCCUACGCCGGGCGCCGGGGAGCCUGAGGUCACAAAGGACCUGUGGCAGGACAGAGGCACCCUUACAGUGAUCAGAGAGGACCAGCUGAUCCUGUCCUGCUCCUCGAAGAAAAUACAGGGCACCAUGCUGACCUGCAGAGUGCAGCAGAGUGACCCGACGGAGCCAAAGAGUGUAUUUAACGUUGAGAAGACCUUCACACCACAGGACAGCGACGACCUGAUCGACGAUGAGGGCUCCGACAAGGAAAACAUGGACGGCAAGCGCUGUCUGGGCGCUACAACCAAAUCGCCGCCGCCACCGCACGGGGCCCUCGUAAGAGCCUCCAGCGACCCGCGCCGUGGCCCCAGAGACACCACGGCGGGGACGCCGCAGACCAAAGCCUCGCAGCGCGGCGAACAGGAAGCCACGCCGACCAACGCCACGCGCCGCGCCGAACAAGGGGCGCCUUCUCCCACGCCCGCGGCGUCCCAGCGCGAGACCAGCGGGCGGCCUUCCCUAAGGAGCGCCGCCACUCAGACCCACGCCUCUCCGCUUCCCACCGGAGCCGCCGGCCCGCCCCUGUUCCUCCACACCUGCACUCAGACCGAGGAGGCGGUGGAGGAGGAGGUGCAGGGGGCGGCAGAGCGGCUGCUGUUCUCCGGGUCGUUCCCCAUCCCGGCCGACCCGGCCCGCCUGGCCGAGCGCAUCCGCCGCAACCGCAGCCAGCUGUCGGCGGCCUUCGACGACACGGAGUACGAGCCCUACGGCCUCCCCGAGGUGGUGAUGAAGGGGUUCGCCGACAUCCCCAGCGGCAACUCGUGUCCCUACAUCGUCCGGCGCGGCCUGCUGGGCACGCCCGCCGUGCCGCUCCCGCCGACGGACACGCCCCCCAGGGAGGAGACGGACUAGACGCCGGCGCCAGAACCAAAGGACGUCGCGUGACCAGUGGUAUCCAUGACAACCAUCCCAGUCACCAGCAUCACCCAGCUGCCAGCAAGUACACCCUCCUGCCACACGUCUACGGGACAAUCCGUGAGAUGUACAUGUCCACCGCGUAGAGGAGGGAUGCCUUAAUGCCCUCACACAGGGAGCCUUUAGAUGUGUAUGGAUGUCAUGAGGGACCAGAUGAACCUCUUUCCCAAAAGGAGGCCACAAAUACUAGCCUUGCACGCUUUUUGAAUGGACCAAAUGGGUUGUUAUUUUAUUUCAUUGUUGUAUUAUUAUUUGAGUGUUGUGGUUUAUGUAAUAGAGCUUUAUCUUUUCCAAACGGGGGAGAAUCCACUUGAAAUUGUCAGCUUUCCUUAUUUAAAGAUCUGCCUUAAACAGAAAGUGUGUGUGUGUGUGUGUGUGUGUGUGUGUGUGUGUGUGUGUGUGUGUGUGUGUGUGUGUGUGUGUGUGUGUGUGUGUGUGUGUGUGUGUGUGUGUGUGUGUGUGUGUGUGUGUGUGUGUGUCAAGCGAGCAAGUGAAAGUUUGUUCACCAGUGCCUUCUGUGAGAUGGGUUUAUUGUUUAAGUGUCGUCAUCGCAGCGUUGCUGUGUGGGAGAACGUGUGUGUGUGAGAGCGUGUGUGUGUGUGUGUGUGUGUGUGUGCACACGUGCGCAGAGAGAGAAGACUUGUAGAGCAGGAGCCUAUGACUCACAGACGGACCUGCCGGCUUUCCGCUCCAUGUAUGGAGCUGCACUGUGUGAAAGCCCCCCUCCCUAUGUCUCCUGUGUUCCUCCCCUGCCCUCGUGGCCCCCCCAAGCCCCCUCCAGCCCAUCCAUCUCUUCAUUUACUGACAAAUACCUGGCUGAAGUGUUGCCCUAGGGAAUACACUGACCGUUUUAGUCUAGAUUUAUUCUCCUGGUAGAACCCAUCACUUGUAAUAUAUCUGAUGGAUGUAUGUUUCCCCCCCCCCCCCCCCCCCCGGUACUAUAUAUUUAUGUUGUGUUUUUGUUUUGUGCUGCGAACACGUAGAACACUUUAAAGGAUGAGAGGAUGAAUCAGGGGCCAGCCAGGCCACAGGUGUACUGACCGGGAGGCUGUUUCAUCAGAGAGUGGACGACACUGCUCUGAUUCACUGUGUGUGUCUCAGUGCAAACACUAGUCCCACCUUAGCGUUGAAUAGACACUUGCUGUAGUGUAAUGAGUGGGUUAAAAUGUGUUACUUUUUUAUGUACACAUUUUAUAUGGACAAGGAGGCGUUCUAUAACGUCGGCCCUCUGACCAUCACACACUGCCUUAAUAUCUCUGGGAUCUGUAGUGUUGUUGUUUUUAUAGUGCUGUUAAACAGUUGAAGGCACUCGUAGCACUGUGAACCUCUCGCCCUCAGGGUGAGGCUGUUGUAUGUGAAUGGUUUAUUGUUGGCACGUAGAAUAAAACACUGCUGCUAAAAAAAAGUCUUCUGGUUUAUUCUACAUCCACAUUUACAUUUAGGGCAUUCAACAGACGCUAGUAUCCAACGCGACUUACAAUAAGUACAUUUAUCAUAAGAAAACUAUA